AUGAAGAAGAACACAAAUCUACUAGCGCUGCUGCCCUCCAGAUCCUUGCGCGUUGUUGAACAUGUACGGAUACGCCAAAGCCGACAGGUCCCACCCCACCUCAUCUCGACUACUCCCAAUCCGUUGGAGCUCCGUCAGGCUAUCCGCUAUGCUCAACAUAUAGCUAUUCAGCCUAUCCUCCUCCUUUUCCUCCGUCUCUUCCUCAUUUUCUUCCUCCUUGGCCUUUCCUUUCACCUUCUCCAUCCGGGACGUAAUGUCCCUAAGGACCUCGUUUAUGACCCAACCAAUCUCCUUCACGUCACUUGCCUCCACGUCUUCAAUUCUCGCGCUCCCUCCCAUACAUCUGUACACGUACUUCUCCAGCUCCCGACGCCUCUUCUCCCUGUGGAGCCUGCUCAGCUGCGCCUGUGCCUUCAGUAUGCGCUGUUGAGUGAAAGUUUCUUGAUUCACCAUCUUCCGAGUCCGUUCAGCCUCUGA
Molecule: messenger RNA, 477 nt
Organism: Striga asiatica
Lineage: Eukaryota; Viridiplantae; Streptophyta; Magnoliopsida; Lamiales; Orobanchaceae
Source: the annotation of a GenBank genome assembly